AGAUUUUUUUUUCAGACUUAAUAACAUUAUCAUACCAUAUCAUUAGAAUUGAUAACUGUCUGCAACCAACAACUUUUGCAUUUACAAUUUCAAAAUUUAGCGUUCUAAUAUUGGAAUACUCCUGUUAUUUGAAUAUUUUAUCCUGACAAAUAGGUUAUUCAAAUAUCAGAAAUCCACUGUAUAUCACAUAUAAAACAUGUAUUGAUAACAAUGUUGCAGCCAUGCAUCAUGAUACCCAUGCAUACACAAUUGUGGUGCUCAAGCAGUUAUUUUGUGAAGUUGAUGAACAAGGUAAUGAAGUGUGUGGUGUUGAUAAAGAAGGCAAUGAAGUUUGUGGUGCUCAAGAAGUUGUUGUGUGAAGUUGAUAAAAUUGUAAAUGAAGUGCGUAGUGUUCAAGAAGUUAUUGUGUGAAGUUGAUAAAGAAGGUAAUGAAGUGUGUGGUGUUCAAGAAGUUAUUGUGUGAAGUUGAUAAAGGAAGUAGUGAAGUGUGUGGUGCUUAAGAAGUGAUUGUGUGAAGUUGAUAAAAGAGGCAAUGGAGUGUGUGAUGUUCAAGAAGUUAUUGUUUGAAGUUGAUAAAGGAGGCAAUGAAGUGUGUGGUGCUCAAGAAGUUAUUGUGUGAAGUUGAUAAAGAAGGUAAUGAAGUGUGUGGUGUUCAAGAAGUUAUUAUGUGAAGUUGAUAAAGGAGGCAAUGAAGUGUGGUGCUCAAGAAGUUAUUGUGUGAAGUUGAUAAAGGAGGUAUUAAAGUGUGUGGUGCUCAAGAAGUUAUUGUGCUAUGUUAAUGAAAAUGGUUAUGAAAUGUGUGGUGCUCAAGAAGUUACUAUGAAAGAGAGUGAGGACUUUGAGAUUCAGCAGCUGCACGAGAUCAACUGGUUUGUAGGAAAUCUGACAACUCCCGCCAACUACUUCCAUGCUCUACGUAGACAGAUUGCCUUACCAUUCAGAAAACCACUUGUCCUGGUGACACCAAAGAGUUUGUUACGUUUGCCGGAGGCUAGAUCAAACUUUGAUGAGAUGGUUGAAGGAACAGGUUUUGUCCGGUUGUACCCAGAGACAGGCAUGCCCUCUGAGAACCCCGCUGCAGUAAAGAAGUUGAUCUUCUGUUCCGGAAAGGUGUACUAUGAGCUAGUAAAGGAGAGAGAAAAGUUGGACCUUGUUGACAAAAUUGCUAUUGCCAGAAUUGAACAGGUAGUACAGUCAAAGUUAAACAGUAAUUCAGUCUGCAGGCUUUUUUCAAGGCUUUCUCAAUGUUACAAUAUUUGGAGAAAAAUACACAUUGUACUUUUAGAAAAGACAGUAUAUUUGGCUUAAUAAAGGGAGUGGCUA
Messenger RNA from Mercenaria mercenaria, 1323 nucleotides. RefSeq names its product 2-oxoglutarate dehydrogenase-like, mitochondrial. Gene Ontology annotation, cellular component: oxoglutarate dehydrogenase complex; mitochondrion. The record is from RefSeq and is a predicted model, not a curated record. NCBI's taxonomy places the organism in Eukaryota, Metazoa, Mollusca, Bivalvia, Venerida, Veneridae. Bases 637 to 1308 code for a protein of 223 amino acids. Gene Ontology annotation, biological process: tricarboxylic acid cycle. Gene Ontology annotation, molecular function: oxoglutarate dehydrogenase (succinyl-transferring) activity; thiamine pyrophosphate binding. The transcript has 3 exons.